Messenger RNA from Sebastes umbrosus (honeycomb rockfish), 5590 nucleotides. RefSeq names its product stAR-related lipid transfer protein 13-like. Gene Ontology annotation, molecular function: GTPase activator activity; lipid binding; protein binding. Gene Ontology annotation, biological process: regulation of Rho protein signal transduction; signal transduction; actin cytoskeleton organization. The record is from RefSeq and is a predicted model, not a curated record. NCBI's taxonomy places the organism in Eukaryota, Metazoa, Chordata, Actinopteri, Perciformes, Sebastidae. The transcript has 19 exons. The coding region runs from base 435 to 4652 and encodes 1405 amino acids.
UAUGAUUCAUACGCGACCCGCGCUGCUGCUGCUGCUACUUCCGCUUGUCUUCUUCUUCUUCUUUGGUGUUUAUUGGAGGUUGGCGGUGUAUUACCGCCACCUACCGGAAGGAGCAGCAGGUCGAAGGGGAACUGCUACAGCGUUUCAUACCUUUUCGGAGGCACUCUUUCUGUAUUAUCGGCAUCAUGCAGCGUAUAAGCAACACUACGGUGCCUCAGCUGGAUACUUGUGUUACCAUCAGACUGCUGCGUUGGAUGACACAACUUCUGCACAAAAACGUCUGCUCAGGUAUCAAAGGAAUUUUCCGGGGCAUUCAAAUGUGGGCCAAAGUGUAAAUAUCAUCCACUUUAUCUCAGUAGCUGUAUGUUAAAUGACGGUUCAUCACGCUCCGUUUGAAUGAGCCGCCGUUGUACUUACUAUAAAAGACUCAACAGAUGAAGACUGGUUCACUAGUGAUGCAUGGAGGUCCAGAAGCUGUUCAGCAGCAGCAGCCUAACAGGCAUAUUCACCCCCAGGCUGUGGGUGCCCCUUUGGGUGACCUGAGAGUAAAAGUUCCCCUCUUGACUGAAAGCUCCAACAACAAACUGAGAACCAUGUCUGAACCUGCUCCUCUUCUGCACUGUGCUCCGGGUCCCGUGGCCAGUCAUGCUCAAAGAUGGAAGGAGCCGAAGGUGGACAUCAGUAAUACGACUGACGUGAAGCAGAACGGACACUGUGAAGGCAGUUCAGACGUGGAUAAAAGUAGUUGCAACCAUCCUCCAGCGUCUGCGAACGCAUCAGAGGACUGUUCGUCGGAUCUGAUAAGAAUAGUGAAGCACAAGCCGAGUGCCAUUGUGUUCUGUGACAACCAGGUGAUCUCUGACGUUGGAGAGUCCUCUUCAUCCUCCACUGAAGAGAGAGAGGAUGACGAUGACGAGGAGGAUGAUUUUCCCGAGGCGUCACAAUAUAAGGAAUUCCUGGUCAGUCGUCGCCGUAGAAACUUGAGCAGGAACAGGAAGUGCUCGAGGAAGAGACAGGAUGCCCAGCCUAAUGGCGCUGCUGCAUCUGGCUGGCAAAAACCCACCAACAAGGGAAAACCUGAGUCCGCAGGUAGCCAGGAGGAAGAGGAAACGCUGCAGAAGAACAAUGGAGAACAGGCUGCUGCGUCCUGUGAAUCCAUGACCCUGCUGAUGAAUAAGUUGGAUCACCUCAAUGAGGGGAUCCAGGAAGUCCAAAGCGCUGAUUCCUCCCACUCAGACGUGGCCAAUGCUGACGAGGAGCAGCAGAGCACCACGGAUGCUCCGGCUGCGGGCAGGACGGCGAGCCGUGCGCUGAGUCACGAUCAGGAAACCUCCAGAGCUCCAGACAGGCCUGAGCCACUGACCAGGCGGCGCUCGCGACCUUUGACCCGCAGCAGACCGCUGACCCGCUCGUCCCUCUCGUCCCCUACACAUCUACACGCUCGACGGGCCAGGGCUGCUGUAAGGAUGACCAGUGCAUCAGCAGAGAUUGAGGCUAAGGAGGCUUGUGAUUGGCUUAGAGCAGCGGGAUUUCCACAGUACGCCCAGCUCUAUGAAGAUUCCCAGUUUCCAAUUGACAUUUCCUCUGUGAAAAGGGAUCACGACUUUUUGGACCGGGAUCUGGUAGAGCCUCUAUGUCGACGUCUAAAUACUCUGAACAAGUGUGCCUCCAUGAAACUGGAUGUCAGCCACCCCAAGAAGAAAGGUGAUGACUCCGAUGAAGAUGACCCGUUGGCUAUCAGUAAAAGGUGGACGUUCGAGUGGAGCAGCCAACGUUGGUCUCGCCUGCACGACUUCUUGUUGGACAGCACCAAUGACAGCAGCCCGACUGGUCAGGGGGAUGGUCUGCUGCACAGCACAGUGAGCAGUGAGAGCGUGCUGACGGACCUGAGCGAGCAGGAGAUCGCAGAGAUCUCCUCGCUGCACAGCGAGGACUCUGCCUCCGCCAUGCCCGACUCUAUAUCUAUGGCGUCUCUCUCCGCUUCCUACCAACCGCCCAGGGAUCUCUCACACUACAACUCCCUGCCUAUCAAGAGCGGUCGAUGUGGGCAAGGAGGGCGGAGUAAAGCCAAAGAUUUUUUGCGUCGCAUGGAAGUAAUGCGCACUUGGGGGCCGUCGUCGUCGAAGCGGAAAAGCACAAGUCGCAGGCCGCCGCUGGUCAUCAGUGGGCCGGUGUUACAUGGCGAGGAGCCUCUCGCGCUGCAGAUACUCCAGUGUACUCCCAUUAGCCAACUAGAACAGAGCCCUCAACAAACUGAUGGUGACAUUUCCUCUGUCUGCCUCACCAAUGAUUGUAAAGACCAAUCAGCGGUGAGCGUGAGCCCCAGCAGUGAGACUGUGGCGCCCAGUGUGAUGGAGCCCACUGUGUGUACAAAACAGCGCACUGCUAGCAAGAGAAGCAGCAUGUAUCUGGAGGAUAUGGAGCUGCCUUCUCAAGGUAAGAGGACUGAAGGACAGAGCCAGUUUGGUAGAAACCAGUUUCACUCAUAUGAAAACCUCCUCAUUCACAUCCCCAAAGACCAUAAACCAGGCACCUUUCCAAAAGCUCUAUCCAUAGAGAGCCUGGCGCCGUCCCCUGGUGACGGGAACAAUGGUGUCCGAAUACGGGGCCAAACUUCUCCACACAACAAUGGCAUGGGUGAGCCCUGGUCUGGUAAACCUCUGUCCAAGCCCCCCUGUCCUGGAGCUCCACGGGGCAGCAGGGUGAGCGUUUAUGACAACGUCCCGGGCUCCCACCUUUACGCCAGCACAGGAGACCUGCAGGACUUAGAGAAAGAGGACAACCUGUUCCCUCACCUAGACGACAUCAUCCAGCACGUCAGCGGUUUGCAGCAAAUAGUUGACCACUGGAGCCGCUGUGUUCUGCCUGAGGGUGAUACGGGGGAGGGGGAGGUGGAGGAGGACGGGGAGGGCAGGACCACCCCCAGUGAAGGCGAGAGAGACGGGGUCUCCUUGAACGACACCGAUUCGACAGGAACCAGUCGGGAGAGGCGGGACUCUGGAGUCGGGGCCUCGCUGACGAGACCACGUCUACGAUGGCCCAGUUUCAGAACCUCUGAUCAUCUCAACCAGCCAGCAUCUUCACUGCAGAUCAGCAGCCAAUCAGCGGGCCAGCUCAGCCUGCUGCAGAAGUUCUCACUGCUUCGCCUCACCGCCAUCAUGGAGAAAUACUCAAUGUCUAAUAAACAUGGAUGGACAUGGUCUGUGCCCAAGUUUAUGAAGCGCAUGAAGGUGCCAGACUACAAAGAGAAGAGUGUGUUUGGCGUUCCCCUCAUCAUCCAUGUCCAGCGCUGUGGUUUUCCGCUCCCUCUGUGUUUACAGCAGGCCCUCGGCCACCUCCGAACACACUGUCUGGACCAGGUGGGAUUGUUCCGCAAAUCUGGCGUGAAGUCUCGUAUUCAGGCUCUGAGGCAGCAGUGUGAGCUGUCCCCCGACUCUGUGAGCUACGAGGACCAGUCGGCUUACGACGUGGCCGACAUGGUCAAGCAGUUCUUCAGAGACUUGCCAGAGCCUCUGCUAACAAGCAAGCUGGGGGAAACCUUCCUGCAUAUUUACCAGUAUGUCCCAAAGGAGCAGAGGUUGCAGGCCGUCAGAGCGGCUAUUUUGUUGAUGCCGGAUGAAAACAGGGAGGUUCUGCAGGCGUUGCUUUACUUCCUGCGUGAUGUCACUUCCUUGGUGGAAGAGAACCAGAUGACGCCGAUGAACCUGGCCGUUUGCCUGGGACCUUCGCUCUUCCACCUCAGCAUACUGAAGAACGAGGUGCUGUCACCAAGGUCAAUCCAGAGGAAGUACACCACGGGCCGCCCCGAUCAGAAAGACCUGAGCGAGAACCUGGCGGCCACCCAGGGCCUGUCUCACAUGAUCACUGAGUGCCAGCGUCUCUUUCAGAUCCCAGAGGAGAUGGUGACCCAGUCUCGCAACUCCUACAUGGAGGCUGAGCUGAUGGUGCCCCCGCUGGACGAGCUGGGCAAGGCUCACGAGGAGGAGGUGGAUGUGGACGAGGAAGAGGAGGACGAGGAGGGAUCCUAUCACACGCACCUAGAGAGGCUGGUCCAGAACCUGCUGGAAGAGGCCAAAGAUAAGAGCAAAGGCUGGGUGUCUCGCUCCACCACUGACCAUACAGAACUGGCAUUUAAAAAGGUGGGAGACGGUAACCCUCUGAGGCGUUGGCGAGCGUGUGUCGAGGUGCUGGCGACUCCCAGUGAGGUGCUGCAGCGGCUGAUGAGAGAGCGCCACCUGUGGCAGACUGAGCUACAGCAGGAGAAGGUCCUGGAGACGCUGGAUAAACAGACAGACGUGUACCAGUACUCCUGCCACAAUAUGGCGCCUCAACCCAGCUGUGACUACGUGGUACUAAGAUCAUGGCGUACAGACCUGUAUAAGGGCUCCUGUGCGCUGGUGUGUGUUUCCGUCGAACAUGACGACAGCCCACGCAUGGGAGCAGUGAGGGGGGUGGUGUUGGAGUCGCAGUACCUCCUCGAGCCCUGUGGGACUGGGAGGACCAGGCUCACGCAUAUCUCCAGAGUGGACCUCAGGGGAAGAUCUCCAGAAUGGUACAACAAAGCAUUUGGUCACCUGUGUGUUAACGAAGCUCAGAGGAUCCGCUCCUCUUUUCAGCCGCCGGAUCAGACGAGCACUGAGGCCAAGAGCUGAACACACAGAAAUCCAGCUUUAUCUUGGGUCGCGCUGCCAGAGAGCGGCUGGACCUGAGGACCAGUGAACCCAGGAGGGGAAUCAUCCAGGCAGUGGACUUUAGUGUCUUUUCUGAGUUUACUGUACCAUACUGUACUGAGCUACAGUCAUUCACACACACAGAGAAAGGAGAGAGUUUUUGCCAUGGAUUGCAGCAAUUCUGCAGAACAACAUAUCACUACUUAUUUAUCUCAUAAAUAAUGAUUUUCGGUGCUAUUUUGGAGCAGACGUUGGUUUCCAAUUCCAAACAUGAAACAGCUUAUUUGAUUUCAUUUGAAUAGCCAUUGAUGUUUCAUAUAAUUGGAUCAUAACCUUGUGCAUUAUUGGAAGGAUGCGGUUGUGCAGACAGAGAAUAUUAUUAAUACUGGGUCAUUCUCUAAAAUCCUUGCCUACGAAAUCCAAUAUCUUGCAAAACAGAUGACCUUAUAAAACAGCCAGCACCAGAAGGCGUGAUCGCGAGAUAGUUGCCGUCUCCAACACUUUAAUUUGAUAUCACUAUAACUGAUUUUAUAACAUGUAAAAAAUGGCAUAAAAGUUAUUCGCACUUAAAGUAGAAUACACGUAUUUGUAUCAAUUACUUUGAGAAACCUAUCUUAACACUAUCUCUACAGUGGAAUAUAUACAACUAAUUGGAUUGAAACUGCUCAUAACAAUUUUUCUUCUCAGAUCCAUUAUUGAAUAAAAGCAGGACACAUUCACCCCUGAUAUGCUUUUAUCACAGUCAAUCAAAAAUGAUAUUAAAUAAACAACAUAUCUGAUAUUGACAUCUUAUGCAUGUAAUAGCCACAAUUUUUAAUUAUUUUGUCCAUCUCUUAUGUAUAAACUAGGGCUGUCAAUUGAUUAAAAUAUUUGUGAUUAAUUGCACAUUUUUAUCAGUUCAGAAUGUACCUUAAAGGGAG